GGAGAAGGAUAGACGUCUUUUCUCUGCCUCUACAUUCUACAUUUCUGCCUAUAAUCGUCCCAUUAUUCCAAGAAGAUGACAUGUUCCUUUGACUUCACGAACAGUUUGAUAUCAAUUGAAGGCGACAUGGAUGAUCCCGAUAUGUUUACGCAUUUAUCUGAAGGAAAAUACAUAAAUUCCUUUGGUGAUAAUGAAACAAAGACUGUACUUGUCGCAAGGAGUCUCUUGCCUCUUGGCUACCAGAUUAUGCCAGAGGAAUUUCGAAAUGGAACAUUUAAUACCCCAUGUGCCUUACCAGCUGGAUUGGCAAUUAGUGUUGAAGACAUUAAUGACCACACUACAGAGCCAGUGUAUCAGUGCGCAGAACCCCCCAAUAACACAGGCACUGAACCACAAGAACCUUCGAACAUCAUAGACACUGAACCACAAGCCUUUGAACGCAUGAUUAGACACACAAGUGAGGAUAUACGGAUCUAUCCAUUAGCAUCAGAGAAGACAAAAAAUCCACCAUACCUGUUAAAAGGAAAAGAUAUCACUGUUAAAAACCUAAAACCAGUUACGCUGAUCGUGGAAGGAUGUCAGGGAAACGACAAGCUGGAGAUAUCCAUGAGAUAUAUGGAAGAGCAGUUCAAGACUGUUGGAGUUUACCCAUGCAAGAAUCACCUCGAAGAAAGUAAGAUGCCUGAGAAGGACUUCAACUUCACUCUGAUAACCACUCCAUGUGCAUACAAAGUGAUUGAUGACCAUCCAACUGCUCUAGUAGAUAUAAAACAAGAACUUAUUGACAACGGGAACUUCAAGUUCCACAUUAUGUUUCUGUGCCUAAAUUCUUGCCACAGGAAAAGGGGCAAGAAAAUUGAACUUCUGCUGAAAGUCUUUAACCCUGGAAAGACGGCACUUCUGAAGGAAGAGCACAUUAAUUUACGCAUUUGUAAGAACGUCAAACGUGAUUACAAGGAACACAGUGAACUUGGCACUAAACGGAAGAGUUACUCCUUGUACCAGUGAAAAAGAUGCAUAUGAAAAUGGAAUCUUGUCAGUCCCUAGCCCCUUGUGGUGAUGACCCAGAUGAUCCCCUAGAACAAGAAAUUUAUAAGGUAGGUUGGCAAGAUUUUCUAUACUUGGAGCACAAAAACUAAUUUUGCAAACUAAUU
Cherax quadricarinatus is the source of this 1154-nucleotide messenger RNA. The record is from RefSeq and is a predicted model, not a curated record. Lineage: Eukaryota; Metazoa; Arthropoda; Malacostraca; Decapoda; Parastacidae.